AUCGAGCUGAGUCGAUUAGCCAAUGCUGUGCUCGAGAAAGGUCGACUCACUGCACGGGAGUUAGCUCAUGUUAUCGGAAAGUUUCAAGCAGCCGCCGUCUCGGUGCUUCUGGCGCCACUACAUUUCCGACAACUCCAACUCCUCCUUAUCUCAACACUUCGGCGGACAGGGAGAGAUUGGGACGCGUUAGUUCAUCUGCCACAAGACGCGCAGCAAGAUUUAGUCUGGUGGAGAGACAGUCUGCCGCAAAACUACGACCGUCCGAUUCACUGUCCCGUAGGGGACAUCGUGAUCGAAAGCGAUGCCUCGCAACUUGGCUGGGGAGCCUUCUCCGACGGUAUAAGCACAGGUGGUCGUUGGUCGGUCAGGGAAAGGGCUCGUCACAUCAAUCAGUUAGAAAUGAUGGCAGCAACUUUCGCGGUUCAGUCUUUCUGCAAGGACAAAGUCAAUUCUGCGGUUCGCAUCAAGUCCGACAAUUCGACGGUAGUCGCGUAUAUCAAUCGUCGGGGCGGCACGAAGUCGUCAGUCCUAGCAGACCUUGCUCUCAACCUUUGGAGUUUCUGCGUGGAGAGAGGCCUCCUGUUGUCGGCCGUCCAUGUGGCUGGCCUGGACAACGUGAGAGCAGAUUUCAAGUCGAGGAACUUCAACCGUCUCACCGAAUGGUCUGUGUCACCAAGUGUGUACGAGAUCAUUCUGCAGAUAUGUCCCGCCCUCCGGAAUCCGAGGGCAGUGGACCUUUUCGCAUCCCGUCUCAACAGGAAGCUCCGCCUGUAUGUGUCCUGGGAGCCGGACCCAGAGGCGGUGGGAACGGAUGCGUUCACCCUGGAUUGGAACCAGUGGGAGGCUCUGUAUGCAUUUCCCCCGUUCAUCCUUGUCGGCAGGGUGUUGACGAAAAUUCGCCAAGACAAAGUGCAGAGAGUACAUCUCCUGGCACCUAUAUGGGAGACAGCGGCCUGGUAUCCCAUGCUCCUCCACAUGUUAGUCCAAGAGCCAGUCAGGCUGCCAACGAGUCGGUUUCUACUCACGCAACCGGUGGACGGGACACCUCACCCGCUAGGAGAGUCGCUACGUCUAGCCGUGUGGACUGUCUCAGGACUCGAUACCGAGAGUCUGAAAUUUCGGAUGGAGUUACCAGAGUGCUCCUGGCAUCCUGGAGACCGAGAACCAGUGGGUUAUACUCGUCCUCCUGGCGGAGAUGGUCUCGCUGGUGUGGUGGAAAAAGUCUUGAUCCCAUUUCGGCGCCACUGAACAAGGUACUCGACUUUCUGUAUCGCCUUUUUGAUAAGGGUCUACAGUACCGCACGAUCAAUGUUUAUCGUUCUGCCAUCUCUUCGACACACUUGAAUGUAGAAGGUAGGCCUAUAGGUGCUCACCCUUUAGUUUCUCGUUUCAUGAAGGGUGUGUUCGAGUUGCGUCCACCCGUACCAAAACAUGUGUUUAUUUGGGAUGUUUCAGUUGUCCUGAAAUUCCUACGUAAGUGGGCACCGGCAAAAUGUUUGAGUUUAAAGCAGUUGACUCUCAAGGUGGCCAUGUUAGUAGCCUUGGUGUCUGCAGGAAGAAGCCAAUCCUUAGCUUUGUUAGACACUAGUCAUAUGAGUUCCUCUAAGGACGGUUUGUCAUUUGAAGUGUACAAACUGACAAAGACUUCUAGACCAGACAAACCCUCUCAUUCUUUGUUUGUGGCUAAGUUUGAGCAGAAGGAAGUGUGUCCUGUGGUUUAUUUGAAAGCGUACUUAGCUAGGACAGCAUCGUUCCGUUCGGAUUCUGAUUCGCGUGUGUUCCGCGCAUUGGUCAAACCGCACAAGGCAGUGUGCUCAGCUACGAUUGCUCGUUGGCUCAAAUCUGUCCUUUCAGAAGCUAGUUCAGUCACCAAAGGCUUCACCGGCCACUCUGUCAGAAGUGCUGCUACCUCUGCUGCCCGUCAAUCCGGGGUAUCAGUGAAGGAUAUAAUGCUAGCAGCGAACUGGUCUAGUAGUUCGACCUUUGAAAAGUUUUACAACAAACCUUCAAAUUUGUCUCAUUUUGGUCAUUCUGUUCUGGCCUCCGCUUCAAAGUCAUGCUGAGUUAUCACCAUGUGACAGCGUCGAGGGACAAUUGAAGUUUGGUACAAACCUUGGUGCCGGACAAAUGUAAUUGUCCCUCGACGUGGAACAUGGUGAUAACCCGGCCCAAAAGUACUGCUGCGGUACUGCAACUGGCUGUUCCCACCCCGGGAUGGUCGGCCAGAACAGGUUGUGAAGAACUGAAGAAAUCAAGCAAGCCGAGAGCGCAUGCGUCACCGAAAGGGGAGGAGCUUCUUCUUUCGAGUGACUACGAAUGAGCUUAAGAUGGGCAUGGAAGCGAGGAUGCCAUGCUGAGUUAUCACCAUGUUCCACGUCGAGGGACAAUUACAUUUGUCCGGCACCAAGGUUUGU
Molecule: messenger RNA, 2414 nt
Organism: Branchiostoma floridae (Florida lancelet)
Lineage: Eukaryota; Metazoa; Chordata; Leptocardii; Amphioxiformes; Branchiostomatidae
Exons: 1
Coding region: 660-2063 (467 amino acids)
Biological process (GO): DNA integration; DNA recombination
Molecular function (GO): DNA binding
Source: RefSeq, a predicted model, not a curated record